GCCGUAUGGUCAAUCUGACGAGAACAAAGUUCUUUUAAGGCUCUUCGAUAUCCAGGUUGGAUGAGGUUCUCUGUUCUUGGGACAUCGACGAAAUCGAAAGUUUAAUUCGGCCUACACGAUACUCACUCACAGCUUUUUCCUUCUUCCUUAACGACCAUCACGGCCAACAGGAAAUCUCUUUAAUCAUGCGUGGAACAGGGCAGGUCCUUGUGAGCGUCUUGCUCCUCAGUCUCGCCGCUCUUAGUGUCACCGUUGAGGCGUACGACCCAAGCAACAAUGUGGAGGCGAAUGCCCGAAAGCAGAAUAACGAUCCGAAUCGGAAAUGGUGUCACAUCCGGGAGGUGCCCAACACCAAAGAAGGUGGUUGGAUGUACGCGAAUCAAGAUGAAUACAUGCAGGAGUGUAUAAAACAGUGCCCACACUACAACGAUCGUGAUAAUAUCCAUAGCGCGGUUUGUGGCUAUGCUGGCGGUUGGACCAAACCGCCGUUUGAAUAAAAAAAGAUGCCAAUGGCAAAGAUAUCGAGCUAACCUAGAUCCUACCCUGCAAUUGCGACGUUGCGUUCCUCGACGAGAUUGUCAAGGACUUUGUCGACGCUC
This is a messenger RNA of Dissoconium aciculare CBS 342.82, 599 nucleotides long. RefSeq lists its product as uncharacterized. Bases 186 to 497 code for a protein of 103 amino acids. The transcript has 2 exons. The record is from RefSeq and is a predicted model, not a curated record. Lineage: Eukaryota; Fungi; Ascomycota; Dothideomycetes; Mycosphaerellales; Dissoconiaceae.